This is a messenger RNA of Polychytrium aggregatum, 5869 nucleotides long. RefSeq names its product chitin synthase-domain-containing protein. Gene Ontology annotation, cellular component: myosin complex; cell periphery; cell septum. NCBI's taxonomy places the organism in Eukaryota, Fungi, Chytridiomycota, Chytridiomycetes, Polychytriales. The transcript is spliced from 3 exons. The record is from RefSeq and is a predicted model, not a curated record. The coding region runs from base 1 to 5700 and encodes 1899 amino acids. Gene Ontology annotation, molecular function: ATP binding; cytoskeletal motor activity; chitin synthase activity.
AUGGGAAAAGAUCUUCGGCAGACGCCACCGUCGGCCGACGCUCAAUCUUUGCCUGUGAUUGGGACGCCCGCAAAUGCAGCAAGCACCAGCGACCUUGUCAAACUACCUCAGCCACUCUCAGACGAAAGUAUCCUUGAUCUGCUCCAACAGCGCUUCAAGGAGGACAAGCAUCUGUCUUGGCUUGGGCCCAACUUUGUAGUGUCCGUGAAUCCGUUCAAGCAAACCGAGCUUCCCAACAGCAACUCCACCUUCAAUCUUGUGGCCGCCAGCGAGCGGGACGAGCCCAUCGGAGACUUUCGCGAACUUGCAUGUGCUGCAUAUUUUCAUCUCAUAUGCAGCGGAGAAAGCCAGGUGGUGAUCACCAGCGGCGAGUCUGGUUCCGGCAAAUCCGUCGCUGUGCAAAAAAUCAUUGCACACCUGGCCUAUCUUUCAGACCUGACCUUGACAACGUCUGUUUUCCAAGACAUCAAAGAUGCCGACGAAAUCAUUCAGGCAUUCACGCAUGCCUCCACUACCGCCAAUCGCAACUCCUCCCGCGUUGGCCGAUAUUCCGAAAUACAGUUCACCGAGUCUGGCAAUAUCGCCGGCAUGAAGUCGGUCAUCUACAUGCUUGAACAGCGCCGCUGCAGCAACAUCGGUGGCCCUGCUAUGGAAGACGAUCAGAACUUUCACAUCUUUUACCAGCUGGUUCUCGGGGCCAGUUCGCAAGAAAAGACCAAAUGGAAGAUUGGCGAUAUCCGCUCCUACAGCUUUCUGAAUCAUGGCAAGGGCCUCAGCCUGGAUCACAGAGAGCAGUCUUCCAGAUUCCAGGCACUACAAGCUCGCCUGCGCGGAUUCCGCAUAAACCGCAAAAUGCAGGAUAGCUUGUUCAAGGUUCUGUCGGCCAUUUUGCUGCUCGGCAAUCUGGAAUUCGGCCAGGAGCAGAAGGACGAGCACGCCUACGUCAAGAACAGACACGUCCUCGAUACAGUCGCCGAGUUUCUUGAGCUCGAGAGCCCUGCGCUAGAGAAUGCCAUUACCACCCAAUCUGUUUGGGUUGGUGAUACCAUGUGUGCAGACUAUUUGGAUCCGAACAAGGCCUCUGAUUCCCGAGACGACCUUGCCAGCAUCCUCUACUCUCUGGUAGUUUCGUGGAUUGUAAGCAAGCUGAACGAAACGCUUUCGGAUGAUGAGCCCCAGUCCAGCAUCGGGUUGAUUGACAUGCCCGGGCACGAAGACUUUUCGCCCAAGCCCAACUACUUUGAGCAGUACUGCAUCAACUACGCCAGUGAAAAGAUCCAUGCCUUUAUUUGGCAGCGCAGUGUGUACGCCAGCGAAUUGAGUUUCUCCCAGGAGGGCCUCCAGUAUCGCCCAAUCGAUCGCGCCGUCGACGACACUGCCCGGCUGGUCAUGUACGAAGAUCCCUACAACGGACUCUUUGCCCUCACUGACUCGUACGAAGGCCGCACCGGCGGCAAGGGCAGUGAGGGGACUCUCUUGGAGCUCUUCAUGGAGUUCAAUCAGGACAACCAGUACUAUGCUCCCUCUCCCGUGGGGUGGAGCUCCUUUGGAAUCAAACACUACUUUGGCAAGGUAACUUACGACCUGAAAGACUUUGUGCGCCGCAACAAAACAACCAUCAACGCCACUUAUGUGCAGCUCUUUGGAAUCGGCGAUCAAUCCGACUCGCGACCAGACUCGUUCGUUGCUGGGCUGUUUGGAGAGUCGAUCGUGCCUCUGAAACACCCCAAGAACAGAAGCGCCGUUGUUGGAGCUCGUCGGGUCGAUUCCAUCUACCGCCCAUCUGAGAGCCGCAGCAAGCGCCUCAGCAAGUUGAUCACAGGGCCACCAAGAAACAGCCUGGUAUUCAUAUCCAGUGCCUCGACCACUCCAACCACUGCUCAACCAAGCACACCCUCGGCGACAACUCCUGGCAGACGUACCACGCACAAGCAGACGCUCUUGGGCCGCGAAAAAGACGCUUACGAGUCAGUCGGCAGUUGUCUGCGCAAGUCGUUCGACGUGCUCCUCAGUUCACUGUCUGAAUUCAGGCCAUGGAGCGUUUUGUGUGUCAAGCCAUGUAACGAGCUCAUACCGGACCGAUUUUCGGAUGGCAAAGUGUUGGGCCAGAUAGCUGCACUCAAGUUGGCCCCUUUGGCGUCUUUCCUUUGCGUUGGAUAUAGCAUCGCCAUACCUACUGAGGAGUUCAAAGCUCGCUACGCUGCGCUCGUGUCUGGCAUCGAAGAGUCGGAUCCUAAAGCAGUCGCUGCAGCGAUUUGUGCUGCUCAAGGCUGGCCUAACGAUGCCUUCGCUCUCGGUGAAGGGCGAGUGUUCCUCCAGGAGAAAGCCUGGAAGUCUCUGGAGCUCAAAUGGGCCCGAAAGAAUCCAGAGGCUUGCCCCUGGAUCAACGAGGUUAGUCGGGCGACGCUUGCUCGACAGACCGAGAACCUGCACAAGAUCGCCUCCAAGAACGGCCUCUCCGACGAGCCGACUCCGCCUGACGCCAGCGACAUGGAGCUGGGAAGCACCAGCGCCGAGCCCGAGGGAAAGGUCAAAAAGAGACGAGGCAAGAAGAAAGUCUCGCCCGUUUCGGGCACAGAAAAGACGGCAAAGAAGCCGAAGAGGGAGCCCAAGCCUCGUGUUCCCAUGUCGAGGCAGCGGCGCUGUUGGGUCAACUGGACCUGGUGCGUCACCUGGUGGGUUCCGAGCGUGCUUCUCGACCGGUGCGGAGGAAUGAAGAGCGAAGAGAAGCAAAUGGCAUGGAGAGAAAAGUGCGCGCUGUGCUUCAUCAUUGCCCUCUUGAGCGGCAUGAUGUUGUUCUUUGUUCAAGGAUUCGGCAAGAUCCUCUGCCCGAGCCAAUCCAUCUUUAACCUGCAAGAAGUCGCCCAGCACACCGACAUAAACUCGGCGGCCGGGGCAUGGGCCACGUGGAAUGGGCAGAUCUACGACAUUACCAAGUUCAUCAACAACCACCCGACGCCCGGCUCGACCAUCAACCUUGGCGCGGGCAAGGACAUCAGUGCCUGGUUUCCCCGUGUCAGUUACUCAGCACCGACGGUUCUCGACUCGUCGUGCUGCGUUGGGAUGGCUGCUCAGAGCGAUGGCUGCCACACCGACCAGUAUCCCUGGUCCAGUCCAAGCGCAUCGCUCAUGAAGCGAAUGGACCAGGAGGGCGCCAUUGUUGGGAAUCAAGCAGCAUUCAGCCAAGACAGGGACCUGAUCAAUCUUACAGUGCGUCAGAGCAGCGCCCCGGCUUCGCCCUGUGGGAGCGACAUUGGCGUUUACUACAAAGGCCAGUCUCCUCAAGGAUACUGCCACCAGACAUGGGCUCUCCAACGCAGCAUCAUGCUGUAUCAGGAUAUCCCCGUGUACUAUGUUGGAACCCUUGGCUAUCCGCCGACCGAAGUUUACACCCACAACCAAGAUGGCGACAUUUGGAUCACUUACAAGGGCAGCUUCUACAACAUGACAAACAUACUUUCAAGGACAAGUACGCUCAAGCUCUUCCCACCCGAUCUCUGGACGGAAGUACGAGGAUACAUUGGUCGAGACGCCUCUGUGUUGUCCAAGGCCCUGGCUCCAUAUGAAAAGUGCAUGAACAUCAUGUUCUUCAACGGCAUUGUCGACGAUCGCAGCGGCAACAUUCGAUGCCAAAUCUCAGAGUACCUGCUCCUCUCCGUGACGGGCAUCAUGGUCUUUGUUGUGGUCAUCAAGUUCCUGGCGGCACUCCAACUCGGAUCCAAGAAAGAACCCGAAAACAACGAUCGGUUCGUAAUCAUGCAGGUGCCGUGCUAUACCGAGGGCGAGGCCUCGCUUCGCAAGACGAUCGAUUCGCUGUCUCUCCUGAACUACGAUGACACGCGCAAGCUGCUGUUUAUGAUCUGUGACGGCAUGGUCACCGGCGGCGGCAAUGACCUCCCGACACCGGACUUGGUGCUCAAGAUCCUCGGCGUCGAUCCUAACCUGCAAAAGCCAGAGGCGCAGAGCUACAUCGCUAUAAGCGAUGGAAGCAAACAGCACAACAAAGCCAAGGUGUACUCGGGCCUCUACCACAUCCAGGCUCGAAGCGUCCCCUUCAUUGUGGUCGUCAAGGUCGGCAACGAGACAGAAACGCUCAAGCCAGGAAACCGCGGCAAGAGGGACUCACAGAUCCUGAUGAUGAAGUUCCUCUCCCGCGUCCACUUCAAGACGCCCAUGACCCCGCUGGACUUGGAGAUUUACCAUCAUAUCAAGGACAUCAUCGGCGUGGACCCGUAUCUGUACGAGUAUUGUCUGAUGGUGGACGCAGAUACCGAGGUGCUUCCGGAUUCUCUCAAUCGCUUGAUUUCGUCGAUGGUGCACGACUCCAAGAUCAUGGGAAUCUGCGGCGAGACCAAGAUCGCCAACGAAAAGGCCUCCUGGGUGACGAUGAUGCAGGUCUACGAAUACUACAUCAGCCACCACAUGGCCAAGGCGUUCGAGUCGCUCUUUGGAAGCGUCACUUGUCUCCCGGGAUGCUUCUGCAUGUAUCGGAUCCGCACCGCCGAGAAGCGCACGCCGCUCCUGAUCAGCCCGGACAUCAUUUCAGAGUACGAAGACAACGUCGUCAAUACGCUGCACAAGCAGAAUCUCUUGUCGCUCGGAGAGGACCGGUAUCUGACAACGCUGAUGCUCAAGCACUUUCCUGAAUAUCGCAACAAGUUUAUAUCGGAUGCAAUCUGUCUCACGAUCGUGCCCGACAAAUUCGAGGUGCUGCUGAGCCAGCGGCGCAGAUGGAUCAACUCGACGAUUCACAACCUGUUUGAGCUGAUAUUCCUGCCGCAGCUGUGUGGAUGCCUGUGCUUUUCCAUGCGUCUGGUCGUCUUUCUGGAUCUCUUUGCGACGCUGGUUAUGCCGGCGUCGGUUGCCUAUCUCUUCUAUCUGAUCGCCGCCUCGAUCCAGCAGCAGCAAGCCCCGCUUAUCUCGAUCGUCAUGAUAUCGGUGGCAUACGGCCUGCAGGUCAUUAUCUUUAUCCUCAAGCGCGAGUUUGCCCACAUAGGAUGGAUCGUCAUCUCCAUCCUGGCCAUGCCCGCCUUUAGCUUCUACAUCCCGCUCUAUUCCUACUGGCACUUUGACGACUUUCGUUGGGGAAACACUCACAAGGUGGCCGGCCUCACCGGCAAGGACGAUCACAGUGGCGAUGGACAGCGCUUUGAUGCUUCCACCAUCCCGACCGUCACCUGGGAGGCCUUUGAACGACAACAGAGAGCUGCCAAGCCGGCCGCAGGUGGCGACACAUCGCCGUACAGCGCUGCCUCGUUCGGCCGCAUGGAGUAUGCGCCGUCAAUGGUCGAGAGCAGAUAUGCUGGCCCGUCGUAUCGGCCAGACGGGUCCUCCUAUGCAGGCUCUGGUGGGCAAGACCGCUAUGCUCCAUCCGUGCCCGAGUAUGCACCUUCGCUGCGAGCCUUCCCCAAACGAGAAUCCACGGCCUUCUUGGACGAGUAUGCAAGUGCUGGUGCUGCUGGCCCGCUGGACCUGCCCCCCUAUCCCGAGUGGACAAGGACAACGGCGCCGGAGGCAUCCGAUCUCGAGGGCUAUGUUGAGUAUCUCCUGGGCACCCACAGCCUUCGCGAGCUCACCAAGCGCAAGGUCCGCGAGAAGCUGAGCGAGCACUUUCAUCAAGACCUCAGCUCCCAGAAGGACUUGAUCAACUCCAUUCUCGAGGCCGCCCUGCAGAAAAGGGCCCUUGGAAGAGGCAUCUGAGACGACCGCCCGAGUUUGAUGUGAUGCUGCACUUUACCGAGUAUUUCCAAGAGCCCUGACACUCCUGAGCGGGGCACAUCAACGGCCGUCCACCGAUCUGCCAUCGCCAUAGUCAAUUUCCUGAUUUUGGCUCUGAAUACACGGGUAGAUCUCUACUGCUAUUCAUUGA